Messenger RNA from Gossypium arboreum, 1616 nucleotides. RefSeq names its product bifunctional L-3-cyanoalanine synthase/cysteine synthase D1-like. The coding region runs from base 374 to 1345 and encodes 323 amino acids. Gene Ontology annotation, cellular component: cytoplasm. The transcript is spliced from 11 exons. Gene Ontology annotation, molecular function: cysteine synthase activity. NCBI's taxonomy places the organism in Eukaryota, Viridiplantae, Streptophyta, Magnoliopsida, Malvales, Malvaceae. The record is from RefSeq and is a predicted model, not a curated record.
GAGAAUUUGACCAUAGUAAAGUAAAGCAAGAAUAUAAGCGGAAGUUGCUUAUUUCAAGGCAAAGUGUGAUGGGAGUUGGUGUAAUAUCAAUGCAUAAUUGGCCUUCUUGUUUAUUGUUGAAACAUCCAAAGGCUUAGCCGCUGUUUUCCUUGUUUUUAUUUUAUACUAUUUGCUUUUAUUAAAAAGUUGUCUUUUUCCUUAUUGUUGAAAUAUCCAAAGGUUCCCUCUUCUCUGCCAGCUAUUAAUUUUGAUAUUUGAUUCUUAGACAUUUUUGGGUGUUUCUUAUUUUCUGUUUUCAGUUGACUAUUUGAUUGAAGAACUUUGGAAACAAUCUCUUUUUGAUUAAAUUGAGGAAAUUCAGGGGGAAUCGGUCAUGGAGGGCAAAUGUGCAAUCAAGAAAGAUGUUACUGAAUUAAUAGGUAAUACCCCUAUGGUAUAUCUGAACCAUAUCGUCGAUCGCUGCGGUGCUCGAAUUGCUGCCAAGCUCGAGCUGAUGGAACCUUGCUCCAGUGUUAAAGACAGGAUUGCAUACAGUAUGAUUAAAGAUGCAGAAGAUAAGGGCUUGAUUACACCAGGGAAGAGUGUCCUUAUCGAGCCUACCAGUGGUAAUACCGGCAUUGGAUUGGCUUUCAUUGGAGCAGCUAGGGGUUAUAAAGUUAUUGUCACAAUGCCAGCUUCUGUGAGCAUCGAGAGGAGAAUAGUUCUUCGAGCUUUUGGAGCUGAAGUAUGCCUCACAAGCCCAGCCAAGGGCUUUAAGGGGGUAUUAGACAAGGCUGACGAGAUACUGAAGAACACACCUAACGGUUACAUGCUACGGCAAUUCGCAAACCCUGCCAAUCCUCAGAUUCAUUACGAAACCACCGGUCCAGAGAUAUGGAAAGACUCGGAAGGGAAAGUUGAUGUACUGGUUGCAGGCAUAGGGACUGGUGGUACAGUAACAGGUGCAGGGAGAUUCCUUAAAGAGAAAAACUCAGAGAUCAAGGUAUAUGGGGUAGAACCUGUUGAAAGUGCAGUCUUGAAUGGUGGAAAACCUGGCGCUCAUCUGAUCCAAGGAAUGGGUGCUGGUAUCAUCCCUGAUGUUUUGGAUGUUGGCCUCCUUGAUGAAGUUGUCCAGGUAUCAAGUGAAGAAGCCAUUCAAACUGCUAAACAGAUAGCCUUGAAAGAAGGUUUACUGGUUGGUAUAUCAUCUGGUGCUAAUACAGCAGCUGCAAUUAAGUUGGCAAAGAGGCCAGAAAAUGCUGGCAAACUCAUAGUUGUAAUUUUCCCCAGCGCGGGUGAGCGUUACCUGUCGUCUGCAAUGUUUGAGUCCCUAAGGCAUGAAGCAGAAAACAUGCCCAUUGAAUGAUGCCAUUGUUAUCCUCAAUCACAAAUUCUUUGUACUUUGCAUUCCACUGUGAACUAUGUCUACCUCUGCCUUCUUCUUUGUACUUUGUGUUCUAUGUUUUUCGGGUUUAAGAUAAAUAUUAAAUACGGGUAUGUGUAUGACAUGUAUAAGCUCAAUUGUUUUUUUUUUUCUUUAAUUUCCAUAUUUGAAUAUUUGGAAGGUUGUCAAAGAAUCAUAUUUUUAUACCAUAUUUGAAUCUAUGUGGAUAUCGAAACAUGAAUACCAAAUUUAA